UUGGAAAUGACACAUGAAACGACGAUUAAAUCCAUUUUCUUCGAGCACUUUCUUUACUAUCUGAAUGUUUAUAUGAAUUAAAAUUUAGGCUCCUCAAGAUGACCACAAUAAACCAGAGUUGUCCCGUUGCAAAACAACCUUCGGACUUGGACUCAGAACUGGCCAAGUUAACUGGUAACCUGCAGCAAGUCCAGGAUACAUUCCUCAAUCACUGGACGGGAGACCAGCUGACAAAGUUCUUGCAGGAUCAUUUGAGAGAACAUGAGACGUUGAUCCAGGAAAGUAAAGACCAAAUAUUAUGCAUCCAGAAGGAAUUAAAAAUCUUGGAACAACAGUCGCUGAGCAACAAAGAAGUUGGGGAAGAUAACAAGAAGAAACUUUUGGCCCUGAAAGCGGUGAUCAAAGAGUCGGCUCUAAAACUUCAGGAGCUUCUCUUUGAGAGAGAACAGAAACAGAAGGAGUAUAUUGUCGGGAUGGAAAAAUGCAACCAACAAAAGGAAUUGGUAGAAGCGCAGGAAAAAGCAACGAAAACUCGACUUAGAGAACUCAUCAAGGCCGAGAGUCUGUACAAGGAGUGGUUAGGACUUCAGUUCAAGAAAAUCAGCGAGGAUCACUUACAGUUUGUCUUCUCCUAUCUGGACCCUAAGGACCACAGUCGAACCUUCUCCUUUACAAUAAAGAUUGAGAACAACAAAUACAAUGUGGCAGAUUCCAACCCCGCAAUCGAGGGACUAGACAAGAUGGCUGCCAGUCUGAACGAAAGCAACAACCUGACGGAAUUCAUCGUCACAGCUUGGAGAAAAUUCAAAGAGCUCUUGUAGAAGUUUAUUUUUUUCACAAAAUUGUAAAAUAAAGUUGUACAUAAGUUAUUCCACCCAAGUACUGGGAAAUGUAUAUAAAGUAAAUAGUCACUGAGGUUGAAUGGUUAAUGAUCAGGCAUGAUAUUCUUUCUACUUUAGUCAGUUUCUGAUUUAUUGUUUUUCCUCUUUGGAAAAAACCCAUAACAAUUAUUUUUAAUGAGGCCUGAAUAUCUAUUAGCACCUGCACCAUGUGUUAAUAGACCUUUUCGCAAAUACCCAUUGCGCAAGCGCUAACUGUUGAAUGAAGUGCAUGCUGGUCUAGCUAGCGAUCAAACUUGAUUGCUAACUAGACCAGCACCUCAUUCCAUGCCUAGAAAGCGUGCGUACCGAUUAUUUGCAAUAAGGUCUAUGACAUAGGUCAACCCUUUCAUACUAGGUUCCUUCUUUUUUUCUGAGGAACCGUUCGAGCGUCGUUGAAUGAUGGAUAUGAGUGCUAUACAUAGAAGUAGAACCCGGAGACCGCUGAGUGUCUCAUUGUGCGUGCGGUUUCAUUGUAAGACCAUUUUUAUGGACGCGCAUAUGCCAUUUUUUUAACGCGUGCAUGGCAAAAUAUUUUGCCAUACAGUGACGUCAUCAUUGACCAAUGAACACACUAGAAACGGUUUAUGUACGCUGAUGUCUUAAUUGUCAUUUUGCCAUACACGCGUGUCACGUGAUGCUCAUUUUGCCAUACACGCGUGUCACGCAAUGAUCAUUUUGCCAUACACACGUAUCACGCGGUAUCGAUAUGCCGCGCGUCCACAGACGACACAGAGGGUGGCCGAGAUCAGCGUUCUCCGGGUUCUAUUUCUAUGGUGCUAUAGAAACCAUUUUGUUAAUUAUUAAUAUUUUAUUUAUAUCAUGCCUGAUGAUAGUGUGUAAAUAGACCCGUUAAAAAUUGUUAAGUGUAGUUUACAGACUUCCGUUUGUUCCUCAUCCUGAUUUCUCCAAACUUACUCCUUUCUCAAGCAUUGACACUUUAGCUGUUGCUAAAUUUAUUUUAAAAAACCUGUAUAUCUCUGUGUACUGAAUUUUGUUUUGUAUCUAUCUGGAAGUAUUUGUGACUUUCUGAAAUUAUUGUCAACAAAAUUAAACUUCUGGAAAGUGAAGUUGGUGAAUUUGCACUAUGCUCAAUCAAACUUGUUAAUGGUCAAGAGAAUGCUAGAGGCUAGUCUUAGCUCCAAGUCCCUUGCAGUUUUGUCCCUUGCAUUAUUUUUAUGUGCUAGUGCGCCCUCUGUUGUCUUGGACAAAGACUAGCCAGGGAAACCCUAAACUAGUCUCCUGUCCUUAUUCACGAGCCUCGAAGUGUGACGUCAGAUGUUCAGGCUUGGUAUACCCCCAAAGGCACCUUUUUAUGAAAACAAAAAUUAAAGUGAAAGUUUGAAGAAAAAAAUAAAGGGGAAAAAACAGACACCCGUAUUAAAAUUGUUUAUUUUAUAAAGAAAAUAUAAAGUGCAUUCUAAAAGUGGUUUUGUUUAAAAUAAUCGAUGUGAAGCUAUCACAAAAGAGAAUAAAAAAUACGCUCAAUUAAAUAAUCUUUUUAUACCAAAAGUGGUAAAUUCCCAUAUAGAGUUAACUAUGUUUUUGUUUCGGUUUAUAAUGUGUCUAUUUUUACUGAAAAGGUGGGUGCGAAAUAAAACAGUACUUACUUAGCCGGUUUUGGUUACAAAAUUA
Molecule: messenger RNA, 2513 nt
Organism: Asterias rubens (European starfish)
Lineage: Eukaryota; Metazoa; Echinodermata; Asteroidea; Forcipulatida; Asteriidae
Product: kinetochore protein Spc25-like
Exons: 7
Coding region: 99-821 (240 amino acids)
Biological process (GO): chromosome segregation
Cellular component (GO): Ndc80 complex
Source: RefSeq, a predicted model, not a curated record